UGCGCAUGCGGACAGUAACGUGCGAUUUGCCACUCGGCACACGUGCGUUCGGUCAUCUCUAAUAAAUCCGAAGUGUUAUCGCGCGGUUAGUUAGCGCAGUUCAAUCCGUAGAAAGUUUGAAGUAGAAAGAGGAUAACAUACAACGGAGGAACAAAGAGCACUGCAGAUUAUAGUAAAUCUAGAAGAUCGGUACCGAUUAAUUAAAACAUCUAAGUUAAUAUGGUUUCAUCAACGGUGACUGAAAAUGGAAGCACAACACCUGAAGUCAAGUCAUCUUCUGCAGUGGAAUUUCCACCUGGAGACUAUAGACUUGUUGGCUGGGAUAUGGAUGCUACAGGCCGAAAACUCAUUGAUGAAAUUUGUCAAAUCGCAGGAUAUACACCAAGUUCCACUUAUGCCCAAUAUGUAAUGCCUUUCAAAAACCUAAACCCACCUGCUAGAAAAAGGCACAACAUGAAAGUUGUGACUAUUGGAAAAUAUCGUAUGCUCAAGGAUAGUAAGACUAAUAAGAUAUUAAAGACCAAAAGUGAAAUAUCAGCGCUAACAGAUUUCUUAACGUGGUUGGAGUCUGUCAAGGGGGAUGCCACAGAUGGUGUUAUACUAGUAUACCAUGAGGCGCGCAAAGUUAUUCCAGCAAUGUUGCUCGAAUCCCUAAAAAGAUAUGGUCUUCUCGAUAGGUUUAAGCAAACCGUUAAAGGAUUUGCUAAUGGGUUCAACAUUGCGGAAGUUAAAUGUGCAAAUAUUGUUCGCACAUUUUCUUUACGCACUUUGUCACGCGUAAUGCUUGAUAAGGAGGAGGAGCUGGACAAUGCAGUAGACAGAGCACGACUAGCUCUACAAAUUGUCCAACAUUUAAGCGUGGGUGAAGAAAACGGGAAAAAUGCAGAAGGAAGCGGCAGUGGAGAUAGCGAUGCCGCCACGAAGGGAACCGUCGAGCUUAUUAGGGAAUUCGUGCAACCGACUUAUGCCGAAGAGAAGGAACUUGCAGAACUGAAAUUAGUAUUGGAACGGCAAAAUAGCUUGAAACCAAUUUUCGGUGCAUUGUUACGUGUGAGUCGUCGAGAACGUCAGCAUGCUAGUCCUUUGCGCCGAUUGCUUGCAGAAGCUGGUGUAGAAUACGCAGUAUUGCAGGAAGCAUGGUCCACGGGUCAAAAGGAAGGUUUAGAGAAAUUAAUAAAAGAAAAAGUAACCGCAGCUGAGACUAAUCAACUAGAAGAUCUAUUAGACGUAUUAGAAUGUCACUUUGAUCCUCUAAAGAAACCAAAAGCUAGGCCGGAGCAAGAUAAGGAGUCAAUUAAAAAAGUUGUAGCGAAGACUGAAGUUGUUAAGGAGAACAAUAAGAAUGAUUCGGGUACCGAAAGUCCGGACACAACUACAUCCCAUUCACCUCUGAAAGAAAAUACGGAGCCUUCUCAAAACGCAAAAGUUACUGCUGAGAUUAAAUGAAAAUCCAAAACCUUGAUGCCAGUGCCUUAUCUAAUUUCAAAGUAGAUUGAGCUCGUUUAUUCGAAAACUUCCUACAUUGGUACUCGAUAAAAGAAACAAAAAAGUAUAAACGUUGCCUGUUACAAUUUUUAUUUAGAUUUCGUGAUAUUCGGUUGGGUAGUCAAUCCUGGAGAUUGGCCCGUCCGAUUCCAUUCAGAGAAAUGUAUUAAUAUCAUAUAUUAUUUACUUUAGUUUAUUAUGCAAUUGAAAAAUAUUCUUGUUUAAUAUCUACUGAGUUUAUGUUUAUUAAUUUUUUAUUAAUUAGUUUUCUAUUUUAUAUUAAUAAGAUUGUUUUUUUUUUAGUCGAUCGUACUGGGAGUCUGGUCGAUUAACAAAUUAUAUUCCCAGCCUCUUUCUUUAUAUUUCGCUUGUACGCGUUACUUUUCAUGUUUUGUUACUUGGUCGCGUAUUCUCACUGAACAAUCUAACACUCGUUAUUUUCUGUUUAUCGAACCAAACCGCUAGCUGAACAUUCCCAUGUGAAUGGCUAAACAUAAGUGCAUGGUAUGUACGCGUUUAAAAUACUAUGCAUUCAUAUAACCAAUGGUUCAUAAAGCAAUGAAGGCAUUUAUUUAAUACUGUUACAUGAUUGAUCCCCUCGUACUCAUGAGCUAAAAGUACUCGCGUACUAGAUAUGUUCGGAUCUCAUUGUAUUAUUAAUAUAAUAAAAGAUGUUAAUAAAUAUAUAA
Messenger RNA from Cephus cinctus (wheat stem sawfly), 2174 nucleotides. It is a transcript of the gene exu, whose product is annotated as maternal protein exuperantia. Gene Ontology annotation, molecular function: protein homodimerization activity; RNA binding. Lineage: Eukaryota; Metazoa; Arthropoda; Insecta; Hymenoptera; Cephidae. The transcript is spliced from 6 exons. Gene Ontology annotation, biological process: bicoid mRNA localization. The record is from RefSeq and is a predicted model, not a curated record. Bases 220 to 1446 code for a protein of 408 amino acids.